UUGUACUCUAGAUAGAUAUGACUGACGAGGAUGCAUUUUUUGUUACUGAAACUGUUGAACACGAUUCAAAUGUAAAUACCAAUAGCUCAGCUGAAAGUCCGUCAAGUGAAAUUAAAAACGAGGCUGAUGAAGAAACUUCAGUCCAUAAAAGUAAAAAGAAAAAGAAGGCCAAAAAAUCUAAGAGACGGAAAAAAGUCGAGUCUUCCAGUGAUGAGUCAGAAGCUGGCGAAAACCAGGAUGCGAAAAAGCGUUGGGAAGAGCUUUACUAUGACUUCCAAAAAAUUUUCUACAAAAACAAUGGACAUUAUUACAACGAUGGGAGUACCAAAUUUAUCAAAGCGUACUAUAAAAAGUAUUGUAACACAAGUGAAACUGAAGAGAACUGCAAAGAAGACGAGGUAAUUGAUUCUCUAACUGGAACAAAGCCAGUAACAGUACCUGAUGUUACAACCAGUGUUAACGGUAAAGAUAUAGCCGAAUCAUCUCGCGAUACUGAUGAUGGCGGAUAUAAUUCUGACAAUGAUGGAGUUCCAAUUGUUUUUGAUUCUUCUGGUGACCAAGAUAUAAAUGCUCCAUCCAGUUCUUCUUUUUAUAGUUUACCAACAGUUUUUCAACAGCCCAAGAAUCAAAUCAUUAGCCCAAUACAUCAUAUUGGAGUUUCGCCAUCUCCUGAGAAAUUCCCAUUUGCGACUACCCCCAGUUUUCCAUCUAUGGUCAAUGCAACGGAGCAAGUUCGUCCGUUGCCGCAAUUUCCAAUAAAUCGACCAGCGCCAGAUUUCUCAGUUCCUAAAGCAGCAAAUAAAAGCAAAACUUCGAGACUUCUGUCAUAUGUUAAUUCUAACGAGGAUGCUUGGAUCACGCCUGCAAAUGAAAGAAAUAAAUUGCAAACAAUUCAGAUGACUAAUUUCAAGAUGUCUCCAAUGCCUGUUCAACAACAACCUCAAUUGCGCCCUUUGAAUGGAGCAGUGGGUGUCACCUCCGAACCUUUUCGACCUCCCCCAUUCCCUGUUUCUAGUAUCCGAAAUAGUAAUAUGAUUAAUGGACCUCCUAAUUUCUUCGGCUUGCCUUUUCCGCCUAACUUUUUUCCAGGUCCCCGCGGUAUCAAUGGUCAAGCUCAGUUGCCGCCACCACCAAUUCCCAUCCCAGUUUCGCAGCCUAUUUCGAGUGAAAUGAUUUUCCCACUGCCAAACUCAUCUUCAAACGCGUCCAUUGCGCUAGGCACGAUGCCUAUCCAGUCUCACCGCCCAGCUCAAAAUUCAGAUAAUCAUAGGUUCAGAACUGGACAGUGGAAAGCACUAAAUGAGUGUCAACAUACUCGCGAUGGGCCUAGACAAGAAAUCCAAGUCUCUGUUAAACCUACUAAACAAAUGAGUGUCACUGACAAUUUGUCGAUAGACGAAGCAAAGUCGAACCAGCAGAAUAUCCCAGCAGUGAUUCAGUGCAGUCCAAAACAAUUCAAUUACGAACACAUCUCAGAAAAUUGUUUCACUUUCGAACCUGAUCUAAUUGAUUGCAGUUCGUUUACAUGCGAUUGUGAAGAGAAUGACCCCAAAUCUUCCUGCAAGCCUCCGAAUUGUGUCAACCAAUCUUUGCAAAUCGAAUGCGAUUCUAACUGCUCUAUUGUGUCCCGUUGUUCUAACAAUCAAUUCAGAUCAGCUAAGUUUCCGAAAGUUGAAAUUUUCAAAACGGGUAAAACUGGGCAUGGUUUGAGGACUUGUGAAGCUGUAGUUUCGGGAACUGUGAUCAUCGAAUACGUAGGCGAAGUGAUAAAAAAGACAGAGAUACCCAACAGGAUGAAAGACUAUAAAAGGGAGGGUUUGAAGAAUUACUAUACUAUGAAGCUAUCGGACACCACUGCGAUUGACGCGACAAAGAAGGGAAAUGAGUCGAGAUUCGUGAACCACAGCUGCCAGCCGAAUUGCGAACUGCAAAAAUGGCUUGUAGGAGGCAAAUGGCGUCUGGGAGUGGUUGCCUCUCGCAGUCUGUCGCCGGGAGAGGAAGUGACAGUGGACUGCAAUGCCCAGCUGUAUUCCAGAAGAGCGAUGAGUUGCUUCUGUGAGUGCAAGACGGCCUCCAGGUGCAGAGGCAUCAUCCAGUCUGCCAGUCUGAACAGCAGGACCAAACAGGACAAUGAAAUGUACAUUCAGAACAAACUGAUGGAUUUCAUCGACCUGAACAACCCAGGAAAAGUGACAACUUCAAAGCAGCGCAAGUUGCAAAAAAUGUCCAGGCUGCUACUGCACGACGAAGCAUAUGACGUGAAGUGUCAGUUGCUGAACCUUCUCUCGUUUGAUAAACCCAUGGAAGUUUUAGCCCUGUUUGUCAAGUAUCACGGAGUGUCCAUUCUCAGCUACCUAGUAUCACACAUUUGGAAGAGCAAGCUAGUCAAAGAAGCGGUGAUUUUGGGACAAGGAGCAAAUAGACGUCUAAGAGACGACGAAAUAAAUGCACUGCAACUUUUGACGUCUUGCUUGCGACUGCUUUCAAAGCUGCCCCUUGAGUCUGAAAUAGUAACUAAGCGAAGUGGAAUUGUUUCGGUGCUUACCUCGUUGGCAGAAGAUCUGUCAUACCUGACUUACAGUCAAAUUUCGUGGAGCAAACGUGAUGAUAUGAAUCAAGUUGAUUUCAAUUCGAGGACCGCUGUGUCUGUUCUUUGUUCCAUUUUGAGUUCGACUAAAGAAUUUCUAAAUGAUUGGAAGCAUUUAAUAAGCUCCAUUAAUAAUAUGAAAAAGGUGCAAGAAAUCAAGGAAAAGCACGAGGAAAGCAAGGCAGACGGUAAUGAAAAACUUGAGGACGUUACUGGGAUCGAGUUGGGAAAACCAGAAAGAAAACGUCCAAGGUUAUUGUCGACCGAUGAACCAGUUGCAUCUGACGGCAACUUUUCUAGUAAACGCAGAAGAAUAAAGUCUUUGACAGAGACCUGCAACGAGUCAUCAGUAACAACGCCAUGUGAUUCGAAACCCGAUAGACGGAAGUCGUCCAGUGAUUUGGCAGAAUCAAAUGUGCAAUCUACUCAAAUGUUGAACGCCACUCUCAGUGUUUCUAGCCAAGGAACACCCAAUAUGGGUGAUGUUGUCAAAGAUGAUGGAGCUGUGAAUGUAUCUGCUAUACCAGAAGCUGCAUUAAAUGACUCCGUUGAAAGUGGGGAAAUAAUGUCGCCUAUUAAGACUAUGUCAUUCAGUGAACCAAAUGAAAGUAGCAAAAAUAUGUCUGUAGAAGAAGAAAACGGAAGUUCGGAAUAUCCUCGACCCAUGGAAAUUGAAAAAGAACAGACGAGGGAAGUUGAAAUGGAGUCGAAAGAACCUCUCAACGCUGUAGCAGAAAUUGAUAAAUCUGAAACUAAGUUAGAAGCUGAGAUUGAGAUAGCAGAAAAUAAUACAAGUAAUCAAUUAGACAUCAAGGAAUCCGCGACGACUGAGGCGGCGGCAGAAAUAGAAAAAACUUGCGAUCAAAUAGAAGCUUCUGUGAGCUCGUCUGCUGAAAGUUCAAGUGUAUCUAUGCUAACAGCAGCCGCUCCUACUCCAUUAGUGCUACAACCAGGUCAAGUAAUCUUCAUCCGAACAACGGAUGGCCUGGUUCCACAACAGGUUUCGAUCCCGUUUGCCGCCUUAGCGCCGGCACCUAUGCAGGGCAUGGAAACAUCUGGGACUCAAAACCCGCCGGGUGUUAAUACGGGACUGGCCGCUCAAAAUUCAGCCCCUACGAUGCUUCUUACUAGUGCUUCUGUUCCUGAUGGAAACCAAAUACUACUCAAAGCUGCUUCUCAUGAUUCAGUGAGUAGUCUGAACGUCAGUUCAUCGAGUCAGAACAUGGAUUUAGAAGGAAGUCACUGUCACAUUAUGCAGAAUGAUGGUGCUAAUAUAGCUGAUGAUGGUGCAGCAACUAUUCAGUUCCAGGAGCAACAGAGCGUCCUUGUUGCUGGAUUACCUCAACAUGUCACGCUACAUGCAGCAGGAGGUGUUAUGCAAUCUAUAGAAGCAGCGCCACUUGUCCAAAAUGAGCAGCCGAAACCACCUCAGCGACUUCCGAAGAAUUGGCGCUCGGCUAUUGAUCCUUCAAACGGUAACACGUAUUACUAUCACGUUGAGACACGACAGACACAGUGGCAUUUCCCACUGGCAUCUGGACUGGAAGAUUUCAGCAGUUCAAGUGAUGACGAGGACAGCGACGAGGAGAAUGAGCCGAGUGACAGCAAAAUGGAAACGCACAAAGACGACAGUGUCACUUUAUACGAUAUCCCAGACACUGUUUUUGACAGCAUGGAUUCAGUUGUUGCCAGUCAUUACAACAACACUAUCCAAAGCCACGAGGAUAGCUUCAAUGUAGAGUUGUUUAACUCGCAUUCGAUUCACACACCUCCAGAACCUUUCUCAAAUCCCUCUUCAUCAAGUGUUCAAGGAGGAACAUCAGUAGCUGACUCGUUGGGAGUCGCAAUGUCACAAGCAGGCGGUAGUGCCUUAAGCGCACCAAUUAACCACAGCACUCCCUCAAGAGGCGUCCUUGGACUUCCGCUACCAUUUGAGUCAGCAAACGUUCCAGCAAACCGCCAAUCAGCAUUUAACAAUAGCCAGCCUCUGCAACAUCAUCGCCCUCAAACAUCAUCACAUAUUGGACAUAAGUUGCACCAUCACCAUUCCUCUUAUUCGAGAAGCAACUUAUCGAAUGCUGGACACCGAAGUUCAACUAGUGCAAAGAGGUCCUCAGGAACUGCAGUUGUGAGUAGUGUCGCAAAGCAGGCCAAGGAAGAGUUUAUGGAAAAGGUGUCCAAGGUAGUGGUGCAGACUCUGAACUCUCAUCUUAGGAGUGACUGCAAGGUUGGCAGAAUCCGCUCAGCCGACGACUUCAAGUUCCUAGCCAGAAAGUUGGUUCAUUUCAUCGUCCAGAAGGAAAGUGGCAGAACCAAGAGACCUGAAAAGCUGAAGAUGACUACAGAAAUAGCGACCAAAACGAAAAACUACAUUAAGAGCUACAUGAAUAAUUUGGGACCCGAAUACAAAAGACAUCUGGCAAAGUCACCGAAAUGAAAUUGCAUUAUUAUAUUAACGAGAGAACUUGAAUCAGUGCCACGAGGUGAAAAAAGUGAGCAAAAAGAUAAUGACCAUGCUUUCAUCUUGAUUCAUGUUGAAACCUGACUUGAACUGAAAACUGAAAUUUAUGCGUUUAAAUAUUCCUAGUUUCUGUCGAUGUUCCUUUAGAAAAUUCAUAUUUUUCUAUA
This is a messenger RNA of Symsagittifera roscoffensis, 5215 nucleotides long. RefSeq names its product histone-lysine N-methyltransferase SETD2-like. Gene Ontology annotation, molecular function: protein binding; histone H3K36 methyltransferase activity. Gene Ontology annotation, biological process: regulation of DNA-templated transcription. Gene Ontology annotation, cellular component: nucleus; chromosome. The transcript has 11 exons. The record is from RefSeq and is a predicted model, not a curated record. The coding region runs from base 18 to 5024 and encodes 1668 amino acids. Lineage: Eukaryota; Metazoa; Xenacoelomorpha; Acoela; Convolutidae.